AGCAGUGCAAGAGCAACAGCAACACGGAAAAAAAAAGGCUACGAAUAAAACCAUCGAUUUGGGUCGUUCGAUACUCUGCCAUCAUGUUUAACUCAGCGCGAUUGUUUGUACUCUCCGCGCUGUACUACUUUGGCUUCACUUACGCCGCUUAUACUGCGCUGAAGCAGCGCGUCGCCUUCGUGGAGGUCGCCGAGCCCACCGGGCUGUCAUCCAACGGGCAGGCACCGCACCGAAACCCCACCGUGCGGAUUGGCAUCCCCGCUCUCAAACUCAUGAUUAUGCUCACCUCCAUGGCUCUGUUGUCUGUUGUCGGCGCGGAGUGGUUUCCCCUUUUCACGGAGAUGCGCGUCAUCUUCAUGUACACGCUGCUCUUCUCCCCGCCGUUCACACAACACGAGAUGUACGAUCAACUCUUUGCCCCGCUGCUGAUUCGCGGUGGCACGUUCGUUCUUUCGUUGCAGACCAGCAAUUUUCUCUCUCGCAAGGUGCCGCUCUUCGUUGUGCGCUGCUGCGUGGACGUCGGCAUCGCCGCGAUGAACUACGCGCAGCGCCGCCACGCCGUUGACGAGGACGCGGUGCGGGAUGUCGUGAGCGGGCUGGUGUUUAGCAAACGCGCGCUGCACCAGGUGGCGGACCUUUCGCGGGAGGCGGACGGCGCGACGUACGCGGAGAUUGCCCGGGAGAGCAACUUCGCGGUCGGCGUCUUUACCUCGCGGGUGAAGCGGGCGCUGUUGAAUGAGCAUGCGGCGGACGAGGUCGACGGCGGGGUCCCGACGGGGCGUGUGGUGUGGAAUGUGGACUCACUGUUUUCACAGGGUAUUCCGGUAGUCACAGCCUCCUCCGCUACGUUUUCUGCUGACCCUCCCGUGUCCGGAGGAGGUGCGGAUGGGUUGGUGGAUAGUAAUUACCGUGAGCGAGACUUUCAAGGCUCCAGAGAGGCGGAGGCUCACAGAGACGGCCGCUCUCGUCGUGACAAAUCGAAGAAACAUAAACUGUUUGGUCUCUUUUGA
This is a messenger RNA of Leptomonas pyrrhocoris, 1010 nucleotides long. RefSeq lists its product as hypothetical. The record is from RefSeq and is a predicted model, not a curated record. The coding region runs from base 84 to 1010 and encodes 308 amino acids. NCBI's taxonomy places the organism in Eukaryota, Euglenozoa, Kinetoplastea, Trypanosomatida, Trypanosomatidae. The transcript has a single exon.